AUGGACCCCUUUUUCCGUAUGGAUCACCUUCCCCAGUAUGGAUCACCUUCCCCAGACCUCCUUCCCGGCUAUGGGGCCUCCUUCCCCCCAGUAGGACCCCUUCCCCAGUAUGGGCCCCCUUCCGCAAAAAGGGCCCCCUUCCCCGGCUAUGGACCUCCCCUUUCCCCCAACUAUGGGCCCCUUCCCCUAGCUAUGAACCUCCUUCCCAGUAUGGUCACCUUCCCCAGCAUGGGCCUCUUCCCCCGCUAUGUUAUGGACCUCCUUUCCCAGUAUGGACUUCCUUCCCCAACUAUGGAUAUUUCCCCGUUGGUCACCUUCCCCCAGCUAGGACCUUUUUUCUCCAGCUAUGGACCCCCCUUUCCCCCGCCCAUGGACCCCCUUUCCCCGCUAUGGAUCAUACCCCAGUAUGGGGCCCCUUCCAUACAGGAUAAUUUCCCCCGCUAUGGACCUCUUCGCAGCUAUGGGGCCCCCUUCCCCAACUUGGAUUACCUUCCCCCGCUAGGAUACCUUCCCCCGAUAUGGACCUCCUUCCCCAGCUAUGGCCCCUUUCCCCAAGCUAUGGAUCACCUUCCCCCCCUAUGGAUCACCUCCCCCGUACCUCCCCCGCUAUGGAUCACCUUCUCAGUUUUGGGCCUCCUUUCCCCCGUUGGGAUCACCUUCCCCCGCUAUGGACCCCCUUCCCAGCUAGGAUAUCUCCCAGCUAGGACCUCCUUCCAAAGUAGGACCCCCUUCCAGUAG
Messenger RNA from Penaeus monodon (black tiger shrimp), 738 nucleotides. RefSeq names its product extensin-like. Bases 1 to 738 code for a protein of 245 amino acids. Lineage: Eukaryota; Metazoa; Arthropoda; Malacostraca; Decapoda; Penaeidae. The record is from RefSeq and is a predicted model, not a curated record. The transcript is spliced from 5 exons.